This is a messenger RNA of Ooceraea biroi (clonal raider ant), 796 nucleotides long. RefSeq lists its product as uncharacterized. Lineage: Eukaryota; Metazoa; Arthropoda; Insecta; Hymenoptera; Formicidae. The record is from RefSeq and is a predicted model, not a curated record.
GUUUUCCUUUCAGGUCUAACUGAUCUGUACUUUAAUCUGAACUCGUAGUGAGAUCACCGCGACAUAAGAAGUGUACGUUAAUACAUUCUCUAAUGAGAACGUCUGUUUUCUCAAUACCAAAAAGACGUCGCAGAAUGGAAACGGUGAAAUAUUACGUGAAUUUCGUAAAUCCUCACUGGGUCGCCGUGGUGGCAACUGGAUUGUACACGCAUCUCCGACAAAUCUGCAUAAUCGGCCUGUGCUUUGAAAAUGACACCAAGCUGCCUUUCGAUCAGUCGUACGCGUCGGUACUCUUCGUAUUCUCGGUUUUAUGUCUGCUGGCGGAGUACAGAUUGUGGCCUGUAACUCUGAAAGAGCCACCGAUUCAGGUGUUGUAUAUUUACGAAAUGUUACUAGCUGCAUUGAGCACCAAUUUAGCAAUCAAUAUAAUAUGGAUACCAAUGAUGCACACGAUCCACUGCCUGACUCAAGAAUCUAGUAGAUGGUUACUUUGGUUGAAUGCCACUUUGAAUCUGGAUGACUCGCUUUUAAUGACGUUCGCGGAACACAUGGCCGCAGAAUAUGCAGCCACGUACAUGGCGCUUUGCAUGUCACUAUUGUCGUUCGUGUGGAUGCUGGAUGCCACCGAGUCGCUGGAAAUGAUGCUGGAUACGUGGACCAAGUAGUGAUCUCCGCCAACUCCAAAUCUUAUCCGCAAAAUUGUCCGACAUGUAAUGAGAUCACGAUUUGCAACUUCUCGAAUUAUCGAUUUUGCCAAUACAAUAUACUUCUUCUUCAUGAAAGGGAAUGUCGCCGC